Messenger RNA from Neohortaea acidophila, 1689 nucleotides. Its product is annotated as monooxygenase. The coding region runs from base 1 to 1689 and encodes 562 amino acids. The record is from RefSeq and is a predicted model, not a curated record. Lineage: Eukaryota; Fungi; Ascomycota; Dothideomycetes; Mycosphaerellales; Teratosphaeriaceae. The transcript has a single exon.
AUGUCGCAGUACGCAACACAUCUCAAUGCCAUCAUCAUCGGGGCAGGGCCGGCGGGAAUCGCCAUGGCUUACCAGCUCAAGCACAAACUUGGCUUCAACGACUUCACCAUUUACGAGAAACUCGACGGCGUAGGAGGCACAUGGCGAACGAACAGCUACCCGGGGUGUGGCUGCGAUUUGCCUUCCCAUCUCUACUCGUUCAGUUUCAAUCUCAAUCCAGACUGGUCGCAGGAGUUGUGUGAGCAGCCUGAAAUCUUGCGAUACAUGGAGGACACCGUCGACAAAUUCGACCUGCGGAAGCACGUCCAUUCCUCCGUGGAGUGCAUCGGCGCUGAAUGGCAAGACAAAUUGCGGAAAUGGAGAGUGCAGUUCAAAGACCUCCAGACCGGGAUCGAGUACUCGCGCUAUGCAUCCGUCUUCGUGUCGGCCGUCGGCGCCAUCUCCUUCCCUCGCGAUGUAAAAUUCGCUGGCAUGGAGGACUUUAAAGGUCCGAUGUUUCAUACCGCACGCUGGAAUCAUUCCGUCAGCUGGAAGGGCAAGCGAGUUGCGGUCAUCGGGAAUGGCUGCAGUGCAGCGCAAGUGGUUCCCGCUCUGGCCAAAGACGCUGCUUUCGUGAAGCAGUACGCUCGAAGUGCACAAUGGUACCACGCCCGACCAAAUCACAAAUUCACCGCCGCGGAAAAGUGGGCGUUCCGAUGGGUUCCCCUCUGGCAACGGCUGCUGCGCUUGACCAUUUUCCUGGAGGCGGAUGAACAAACGACAGCUUACUUUCCCUCACCCAAAGGACAGCGAGUCCGCGCCACCGCCGAAAAGGAAUCAACAGAAUACAUCAAAUCCAAGGCUCCCAAGAAAUACUGGGACUUCAUCGUACCCGACUUUCCCCUAGGCUGCAAACGACGGAUUUUUGACCCCGACUAUCUGGAUUCCUUACAGCGACCGAAUGUUGAGCUUCUGAAUCAUGGGAUCGAGAAGAUUACCGAGACAGGAAUUGUGUCAAGCAAGGGAGACGUUGACAACUUCGACAUCAUCGUCCUCGGUACAGGCUUUCAAGUCGCCCAAUUCCUGACACCAAUGGAGAUUGUCGGUGCAAACGGGGCCAACCUGCAACAGCAGUGGGAUGAGUGUCGAGGAGCGCAGGCGUACAUGGGCACCUAUGUGCACAACUUCCCCAACCUCGCAAUCAUCUUCGGCCCCAACACCUUCCCGGCGAACAACUCUGCUCUAUUUGCGUGCGAGACACAAGUGGACUAUGCGGUGAAGUCCUUGUUUCGGCCGCUGUUGGAUGGCCGGGCGGACAUUAUCGAGGUCAAGCAGAGUGCCGAGGAUUCGACGACGCAGAAGAUCCACGAAGGCCUUGCAGCGACUGUCUUUGCGGGCGACUGUUCGAACUGGUACAUUGGCAAACAUGGUCGGAAUACAGCAUCUUGGCCUGGUCUGGCUCGAUCGUUUUGGUUGGCGACAUACUUCCCGGACUGGAAAGCGUUCAAUAUGCAGGGUGGGAGCAAGUUUUGGCCGUUGCGUGCUCUGGAGAGGAAGUUGCGUUUCUUUUCGAGUGGCAACGCAACUGCAAAGUGGCUGGCGUUCUUGAUUGCGACGGGUAUCAUUGUUCGAGAUCGCACAAUUGUCGCAAGGUUCUGUCGACAGGCCGUAGAUGGUUUGCGCAGGGGCAUUGUCGGCCUGCGGUCAUAA